AUGACGCGCAAGCGCGGGAAAGUUGCAGGCGGCGGCGGCGCGUCCCCGGCCAUGCAGGCGGCGGCGGCGGCGGCGGAGGCCCGCGGGAUGGCGCUGGAGGAGGCGGUCAACCGGUGGGCGCUGCUCUUCUACGCCCACCAGGCCCUGCAGGCGUUCCGGGCCGGGCGCAGCCACGACUUCCGCCAGCUGCGUGACGUCAUCAACGCGAUGCUCGCCCGGCCCCUGGCGCUGGAGCAGCAGGUCCUCCUCCAGCUGCGGAUCAUCCAGCUCCUGUCCCGGAUAGAGGAGGAUUGGACCAUCGAUACCAAGACUGAACAGACGCCUCUUGAAUGUGCCCUUGUUCUCCUGGACAAGAUGAAGAAAGAAGUGAACAUAGAUGUGAAUGUAAUAGAGGACAUAAGAACAAAAAUAAAGGAAGCUGCUGUUAUUGCCUCUGUGAAGAAUAAGGAGUAUGCGCUAGCCAGCAGAAUCCUGAAGAAGCACAUGUCGAAGGAUCCCAACACCCAGAAAAUGAGGUUGCUACUGCAGAGCAUCAUCCGGGAGAGGAACUUCCUGCACCCGACCAUCUGGAACUUCUCCUACAAGGCCUUCCAGCAGGACGUCCUCCUCCUCCUCGAGAGCUUCCUGGAUGAUUCGGAGCCUCUCCUCCUAGUGAUGGCAAAAAAGAACUUGGCUGAGAAGACGGAGGCCCGGCUCAGUCCUGCGGAGGCAGCAGCUGGCCAGGAGAUGAUGGUUACGGAGACCGUGGAAGAGCCGUCUCCUGUGGCGCUGGCGGCGGCCAGCGCUUGGUCCGUGGGAAGCUCCAGUGAGACCAUGGUGGAGUCUGGGGUUGCAGAAGGAGCGGCCGAUGAGCGGAGGGAAGACAGGCCGGCACCUUUGCAGGAGAGCAGCGAGGGCACGGAGGGGCCCGCACCCGCCGUUGGGGCGACCCAAAGCAAGGGUGUCGCGGCAAGCGCAGGAGCAGCCUCUGCGAGGGUGAUCGCUUCGGAACCUGCCGGAGAAGCCAGCGGGGUGGCGGGACCUGCCGCGGUCACCGAUCCCUCCACGUCGGCAGCCCCCAAGGACCUGGGCAGGGGCCUGCCCAAGAAGCCUGCCUCCUAUGGGCUUUCUACUCUGAGGGAAGCAUUCCGGGCUCUUUUUGAGGCCCCAGCCCCGGACGAAGCCUUCACAGAGCUUGACGAGACGGACUGGGUUUGCCCCGUGGCAAGUUCUGUCCCAGCAGGGCUUGGAGCGACGCACCAGAGGGAAGAGGAGAGCGAGGAGAUGGAGCAGGAUGAGGCCUCGAGUCCCCAGAUGUCCUCGUGGGACAGCAGCGACGCCACGACCAUUAGUGGUAUGGUCAGAAGGGACCAGGCGGAAGGCUCCAGAGACCCAUCCCUGGGACACGCUGCCUCCGAGAUGCCGAGAGAGAGCUCGGGUGUCCGGCCGCCAAAGCCCAGGUCGCCUGCGCCGACUGCCGUUCCCCCAUUUCUCAGGCUCCCCCGCAUGAGGCUGAAUUCUCCAUCGCACAACGAAGAGAAGGAGGUCUGGAGCGACGAGGAGGAGCUCUUCAUAGACCUGAGGUCGGAGGGGAACAGCAGCAUGGACACGUCCACCAGCGGCACUAAGCGGAAGAGGUGGACAGUAGAGGAGUCUGGCUGGAUCACAGCAGGUGUCAGGAAAUUCGGGGAAGGCAACUGGAAAGCCAUUUUCCAAUCGUACCCGUUCAAGGAUCGCACCCCCGUGAUGAUCAAGGAUCGCUGGCGGACCAUGAAGAAACUGGGGUUUGAUUGAGCUCAGGAAGGCAGUGGGGGGCUGAUGCGACCGCCCCAGGCCACGCCUGCCGCCACCAGGCCGGGGCUCCCCCGGUGGGCUCGGUUGGGCCAGCGCAUGCCGGGGCUGAAGACUCGGAAGCUUCUCGGCUGGCUUUGUGGGAGGCCUCCCUCCUCCCCGGAAGGCCCUCAUCAAGAAGACACCGCAGGCGGCUCGCCCACCGGGUCCCCGCCGUGCUCCAGGGCAGGCGGGCAUGUUGCUCGUUUUUCUCCAGUUCCGUGUGAAGAGCACCGUUGCUCUCACCACCGUGUUUCCUGUUAUUUGCAGAUGGAGCUUCCCCGGUGCCUGAAGUUGGUGCCAAAGUUCCGGUGGGGCCUCGGAGGGAGGUCCAGAGCGUGCGGGGCUUUCCUGCUGCCUUGAGCGUGGAAGGAGCCGAGGCCUCCCAUCAUGUCUCACGGCCUCGGCACACAAUCGAGGCUUCAAUCAAGGGAUAUUGUCAAUUGUUGAGAAUCUUUUAUCUAACUCAGCAGCACGGGAGGCGAAGAUGACACCUUUGUGGUUCUCUGUUCAGCACUCCUUUGGGCCACAGAGAGACCGGCCAAAAUGUUUGUAUACGUUGCAAAAUAAAGCAGUUUGUUACAGUU
Messenger RNA from Varanus komodoensis (Komodo dragon), 2396 nucleotides. It is a transcript of the gene TERF2, whose product is annotated as telomeric repeat binding factor 2. Gene Ontology annotation, biological process: negative regulation of telomere maintenance via recombination; telomeric loop formation; telomeric D-loop disassembly. The coding region runs from base 1 to 1773 and encodes 590 amino acids. Gene Ontology annotation, cellular component: chromosome, telomeric region; nucleus; shelterin complex. The record is from RefSeq and is a predicted model, not a curated record. The transcript has 10 exons. Lineage: Eukaryota; Metazoa; Chordata; Lepidosauria; Squamata; Varanidae. Gene Ontology annotation, molecular function: telomerase activity; G-rich strand telomeric DNA binding; double-stranded telomeric DNA binding.